AUGGCGGCAUUGAUGCAAUCGAAUAACGAACCUGUUACCAUUUCUAACUCAUUGCCCGGGCCCUCCGCCUCCAUCAUCUCAAGCCCGCCGGAAUCUGUCGCCUUCCUGAAGCAUACGAAACCAGACUCGAGUCUUACCUCCAUUGCCAGUGCCGGCUUAAACGUCUCACGAUCAAGAGAAUCGAUGCCACCCAUGACAACGACUGCACAGCCAGUUAGUUCGGUGGAUCGACUAGUAGAACAUGAGAAGGAGCCGGAGCAAAACAGCUCACAGGUAGCGAGAGAAGCUCUUGGUGCAACUGAGAAGCAACAAAUGAAUUCGCUUAAUGAUUCCGUACAUAUGUCCGAUCAGAUGCAGGUCGACACGCAUUCCACUUCAGGCAAUCCGGCGGAUGCCUUUGGAACGACCGAUAACAGCACGUCCCUUAUGAAUACUUCAACAGUUGCCAGUCCUGGCCCGAUAGAAGAUUCGGCUUCACAGGAUGGGGAUCGUCCACGUCAUAGGGACGAAAUGGACUUGCAGGAUGCAAGUAACAAGUCCUUCUCUUACCCUAUGCCGACGGCAGCUCUUGGUGAUCCCCGUCGUGGCCUGAGCUUACCAGGUUCUGGAUUUAAUAAGGCCGGCCAGCGAUCACCAUCGGCCAAAAAACACCGUUGCCCAUACUGUUCUACGGAAUUCACAAGGCAUCAUAAUCUCAAAAGCCACCUUCUUACACAUAGUCAAGAGAAACCGUACGUGUGCCAGACUUGCCAAUCGCGCUUUCGAAGACUUCAUGACUUGAAAAGACACACGAAGCUCCACACCGGAGAGCGUCCACACAUUUGCCCCAAAUGCGGGCGUCGAUUUGCUCGUGGUGACGCUCUCGCUCGACAUAACAAAGGACAAGGCGGAUGUGCGGGUCGUCGGGCGAGCAUGGGAAGUUACGCUCCUGAAGAUGAAUACGGCGACACUGGGGUCCAUCCAGGUGCGGAGGACACGAUGGAUGGCCUCGUCUAUGCAGAGCCCGAGCGUAUGGAUGAAGAGGAUGAACGCCGCAUGAGCAUGCCUAGCAUUAAAAAACAUGAUAUUCCCACAGAUUCGAUCACACGAUCCAAUACCGCAAAUAGUUAUCAACCGCGGCAGCCGAGCACGUAUCCCCCGAUUGCCGCUGGCCGACCAUCUCCAGGAGGCCUUUUCCCGCCUCCUGCGAGUCACGGUGGCUCUAGCGCAUCAGCAUCCCCCAUCUCGCAACCCGGUAACUUGACAUUUCCACCUCCUGGCCAGCAUUCUGGAGCCUCAAUAUUCCAACCAUCAAAUGUCACAGAAAGCCCAAAGCCACUUUCACCAAAUGCACUAUCUUCGCACCAGCUCGGUCAUGGCCCUGAACUUCAUCGCGCUCACUCUCCAGGAAUGGCCCAGUCAUUCCAGCAACAACCAUAUACCAGGUCGGGGUCUUCUCAGGCAUCCGUUGCAAAUCAUACCGCUGGCAGUUUAGGCCUUCCCCCACCACAGCCUGGUGCUCCUCAGCUUCCUCCACCGCCUGGAAUGAACACCUCAGAUUCUCGAUUUUCACUUCACUCUCAGAGCUCUGUACAACCACCACCGGCCGCUACGAAACAUACACCACCCCACAGCCAUUCUAGCAACCAUAGUGGGUCUCUGGCAUCCAAAACAGGCCCGGAGGUGACCGCAAAUAAUGGGCAUCUUCCGGGACCGCAUGACUCGAAUUAUGCUGAUCAGAAUCGUGAGCGAGAGGAUAAGCUAUGGGCAUAUAUUCGUUCUGUUCAUGAAGAACUAGCAGGAUUGAAGACCGAAGUAGCGGCUUUAAGGGCACAACUUGCAUCAGCAAACGUAAAUACACUGACAUCAUCGACUCCAAGUGCCACACAACCUCAGGUUGAGCCGAGCACUGUCAGUGCAGGCCAACGGUGA
Molecule: messenger RNA, 1911 nt
Organism: Aspergillus pseudotamarii
Lineage: Eukaryota; Fungi; Ascomycota; Eurotiomycetes; Eurotiales; Aspergillaceae
Product: C2H2 zinc finger protein
Exons: 1
Coding region: 1-1911 (636 amino acids)
Biological process (GO): regulation of transcription by RNA polymerase II
Cellular component (GO): nucleus
Molecular function (GO): RNA polymerase II cis-regulatory region sequence-specific DNA binding; DNA-binding transcription factor activity, RNA polymerase II-specific
Source: RefSeq, a predicted model, not a curated record